Capsicum annuum is the source of this 2409-nucleotide messenger RNA. Its product is annotated as beta-1,4-mannosyl-glycoprotein 4-beta-N-acetylglucosaminyltransferase. Gene Ontology annotation, molecular function: beta-1,4-mannosylglycoprotein 4-beta-N-acetylglucosaminyltransferase activity. Gene Ontology annotation, biological process: protein N-linked glycosylation; N-acetylglucosamine metabolic process. The record is from RefSeq and is a predicted model, not a curated record. Lineage: Eukaryota; Viridiplantae; Streptophyta; Magnoliopsida; Solanales; Solanaceae. Gene Ontology annotation, cellular component: membrane. The transcript has 3 exons. The coding region runs from base 1098 to 2189 and encodes 363 amino acids.
UAAUACAUGUACACAAUCUCCACUCUUUUCUGCCAUUUCAAAGCCUCUUAAACUAUACUUCCUUCUUAUUCUCUCCUCUCUCUGUCACAUGCCAUUAAUGUCCCAAAGCUUUUCCUUCUCUUUUUUAUACAAAAUAUACAAAUAUUUUUUUGCAUAAUAAUAAAUAGCCCAUCUCAUAUUUCUUUGUAAAAUAAAUUAUAUAUUACCCAUUGAUAUAUAUAUAUAUAUAAAUAUUAUACUAUAGAGGAUAUUCAUAUUGAUAAUUUAUCCCAUUGUUAGGUAUUGAAAUCUUGUUAUUUCAGUUUCUCCAGCUCCCAUUAAAGGUGAGUUUUUUUUUUUUCUUAAAUAAUCAUUUUCUUGUUCGUAUUUAGCUUUUAUUUAUUUAUUUGUUUUUGUUCAUUUUUUGAAUCUUGAAAUAUGAGUUAUUUUGGGGUUUUUUUUUCAAGAAAGAUGUGAUAUUUUUGUUUAUUUUUGGUGGUUUUGUUGUGUUGAAUGGCUUUUAGUUAUAAAAAUUUCAACUUUUUUGGUAAAAUCUGUAUGUUACUUUAUUGUUGUUAUGCAAAUGGGAUUAAGUGGGAGAGCUGAAGGGAAUUUAAUGAUGUGAAUAAUUUUGUCAAAUAUAGAAUCUUUUUUGCAUUUAUUAAAGACACCUUGUGUAGUAUAUUCUGCUAUCCGUUGAUUUUCUUGGGAAAUAAAUGGCUGCAUAUUCAUGAAUAUAGUUUUUGCUUAUUAAAUGUAACUGGAAUAUCACUGCUUUGAUGUGAGUUACUUGAGCUGAGGGUCUUUUGGAAAGUCUCUCUGCCUCCACGAGGGAAGCAUUUGGAUGGCAUUAUUGUCUUGGAAUUGCAUACCGAAGUUGGUCAAAGAUCCUAAUAACUUAGUAGAUUCCUAUAAGAAACUAUUGCAGGCCUGCGUAUGAGGCAAAUGUUGCUAUAGAACGUGCCGGGGAGGCUUGAAGAUGGAUCACAUUAGUUCACUUCUUGCUAAAUUUUGUCCUGAUUUUCUUAUAGGUUCCUCCAAGUUUGAACUUUGGUACUUGUGACUAUAAAACUUUAAACCAUGAGAAGAUGUUAGGCAAACUUUUACGCUGAUAUCUGAUGGCACCAAGACAUCCCCGCCUUAUCGCCAGACGAUCUCAUGGAAAAGUCAUUUUCAUCGUGCUCUUGAUACUAAUACCGAUUUUGCUCUUUGGCAUUUAUCUCCAUUUCCAUAAGAUCACCUAUUUUUUCCGCCCACUUUGGGACAAGCCUCCACCUCCGUUUGUGCAUUUGCCACAUUAUUAUGCUGAAAAUGUUUCUAUGGAUAAUCUUUGUCGCCUACAUGGAUGGACCCUACGUCCUGAACCACGUCGUGUAUUUGAUGGGAUCAUAUUCAGCAAUGAGCUAGACUUGCUUGAGAUAAGGUGGCGUGAGCUCUAUCCCUAUGUUACAAAAUUUGUGAUCUUGGAAGCCAACUCCACUUUUACUGGACUUCCGAAGCCAUUGUACUUCUCUGACCAUCGGGAACGAUUUGCAUUUGCUGAGGAUAAGAUUGUACAUGGUGUAUUUCCUGGCCGUAUAGCAUCCCCUGGGUCAUACGAAGAUCCGUUUAAACUAGAAGGACAGCAACGCAUCGCAAUGAACAGGUUACUUCAUGCUGCUGGUAUCUUUGAAGACGACCUUCUCAUUAUGUCAGACACCGAUGAAAUCCCAAGCCACCACACUAUUAAACUCCUUCAGUGGUGCGACGGAGUGCAUCCCGUGCUGCAUCUGGAGCUUAGACAUUACAUGUACUCCUUUGAGUUCCCUGUUGACUAUAGUAGCUGGCGUGCCACUGUUCACAUUUACAACAGGUGGACGAAAUAUAGACAUUCCCGCCAAACAGAUGUUAUACUUUCUGAUGCAGGGUGGCAUUGUAGCUUUUGCUUCCGGCAUCUGCAAGAUUUUGUAUUCAAAAUGACUGGUUACAGUCACGCAGACAGAGUUCGGCGUAGAAACUUCCUAAAGUAUUCUAGGAUUCAAAAGCUCAUCUGUGAGGGAGCUGAUCUUUAUGACAUGUUACCCGAGGAGUAUUCUUUCCAAGAAUUGAUCAAGAAAAUGGGAUCAAUACCUCGCUCAGCAUCUGCGGUUCACCUUCCAACAUACGUCAUUGAAAAUGCAGAUAAGUUUCGAUUCCUCCUCCCAGGAGGUUGUCAGCGAUCACCGCGAUGAUUCUUCCAACACGGUAACUUAUUCAGUUUGCUUCAGCUGCUAGUUUUAGACCUUAGUGUUGUUUUUCCACUCAAAUUUGCACAUGUUUUAGCUAAUAUGAGUUGAAUUUCCUUUUGGUAUGGAGAAAAAUAGUUUCCCAUACCUUUGCAAUAGAAUGUAACACACAUAUUUACAUCAAUCAAGAUGCCUGUCAAAUGGAAAAAAACAUUUUUCUUGCUAA